Microthlaspi erraticum is the source of this 975-nucleotide messenger RNA. NCBI's taxonomy places the organism in Eukaryota, Viridiplantae, Streptophyta, Magnoliopsida, Brassicales, Brassicaceae. The record is from the annotation of a GenBank genome assembly.
AUGUCGAAUUUGACAAAGCUCGAGAUCGCCGCCCUGGACAUUAGUGGUAAUAACUAUUUGUCUUGGACGGUAGGUGAAAAGUUGCACCUAAAAGGAAAUGGUCUCUUGAGCACUAUCAAUAAGUCUGGAAAGACGUUCGAUGAGCAAAAGGCGAAAGCCAUGAUCUUUUUACGCCACCAUAUACAUGAUGGUUUAAAAGAUGAAUACAUCACAAAAGAAGAUCUUGCGGAUCUAUGGAACUCGGUUAAAGUUCGGUUUGAUCAUCAAAAAUAUAUGAUUUUACCGCAAGCGAGGUACGAGUGGUUGAAUCUCCGGUUCCAGGAUUAUAAAAGUGUUGCUGAGUACAAUUCCAUUAUGUACAACAUCAUUUCCAGGAUGAAAAUGUGUGGAGAGAAUAUCAGUGAAUUUGAUAUGUUGGAAAAAACUCUCUCAACUUUUCAUCCUGAAAAUAUAAUCUUUGAACAACAAUACCGGGCAAGAGAAUUCACCUCAUAUUCGGAGUUAAUGCAAAUCCUCGUUGUAGCUGAAAAAAAUAAUCAGCUUGUGAUGUUAAACCAUCAGCUUUGUCCAAUUGGAUCUGCGCCAUUCCCUGAAGCGAAUGUUGCGUCAUCCAUUCAUACUAAAAAGCCUGAACGUGAACGCAGACGUGGCAGAGGCCGUGGUCGCGAUCGCGGUCGAGGUCGUGGACGUGGAAGAGAAAAUGAUGAUAGUCGAGCGUUAAAAAGAAAAGGUGAACGCAACUGUUAUAGAUGCGGCAUGAAUAAUCACUUUGAGCAUACCUGUCGUACGCCCAAAUAUUUAGCCGAUCUGUACAAGGCAUCACAGCAAGCCAAAAAUAAGGAUACAGAGACUAACUUCAUCUCUGAUGAACCUGGUCCAUCCUUUUAUGGCUUAAGUGAUGAUUUUCAUUGGAUGUCGCCGACUAUCUCGUUGAUCCUGAAGAAUCAACUGAGCCAAAGAAAGUCAAGUCUAUGA